Molecule: messenger RNA, 1378 nt
Organism: Triticum aestivum (bread wheat)
Lineage: Eukaryota; Viridiplantae; Streptophyta; Magnoliopsida; Poales; Poaceae
Exons: 1
Coding region: 1-1134 (377 amino acids)
Biological process (GO): regulation of DNA-templated transcription
Molecular function (GO): double-stranded DNA binding
Source: RefSeq, a predicted model, not a curated record
AUGCUCCGCCUCCGGGGCUGCAUCCUCCCCCGCCUCCUCUCACCUCCCGCCACCCCCCUCCACCGCCUCCUCUCCGCGGCCGUUUCUCCGAGCCCUCCUAGCUUUGCCGUGGAGGAGUACCUCGUCGCCACCUGUGGCCUCACCCCAGCGCAGGCCCGCAAGGCCUCCCCCAAGCUCUCCCACCUCAAGUCCCCAGCCAACCCCGACGCCGUCCUCGCCUUCCUCGCCGGCCUUGGCCUCUCCGGCGCCGACCUCGCCACCGCCAUCCGCAAGGAUCCCAGGUUGCUCUGCGCGGGCGUGGAGACAACCCUGGCCCCCAAUGUCGCGGAGCUCACCGGCCUGGGUCUCUCGCGUUCUGAGAUCGCGCGCCUCGUCUCGAUCACCGGCACCAGUUUCCGCUGCAAAUCCAUCGUCUCUGGACUGCACUACUGCUUGCCCCUCUUCGGCUCCUCAGAGAACCUCCUUCGGGCCCUAAAGAGUGGCUCCAUUCUCUCGUCCGACCUCGAGCGAGUGGUCAAGCCCAAUGUCGCCUUCCUGCGGGAGUGUGGCCUGGCUACUUGUGAUAUUGCCAGGCUCUGCAUACCUAUGCCAUCGCUGCUCAGCAUCAGCACGGAACGCAUCCAGACAGCAGUGGCGUGCGUCGAAGGUCUUGGUGUACCCCGUGGAUCUCCAAUGUUCAGACAUGCACUACAAGCUGUUGCAUUCCUCAGCCAGGAGAAAAUCACCGCCAAAGUGGAGCACUUGAAGAAAGCGUUCAGGUGGUCGGAUGCCGAGGUGGGUAUUGCCGUUUCUAAGGCUCCAACGUUGCUGACGAGGACCAAGGAGUCGCUGCAGCGCAGGUCUGAGUUCCUCAUCUAUGAGGUGUGGUUGGAACCGGCAUAUAUUGCUUAUCGUCCGGCAAUGCUCACUUACAGCUUGGAGGGCCGGCUCAGGCCCCGGUACUACGUCGUCAGAUUUCUCAAGGAAAAUGGAUUGCUAGAUCACGACCGGGACUACUAUGCUGCAGUCAUGAUCAGCGAGAAGGUAUUCGUCCAGAAGUUUAUAUGCCCUCAUAAGGAUGCUGCACCGCAUCUCGCUCAAGAUUAUGCAACAGCUUGCAGAGGGGAGGUUCCAGCUAGAUUCAGUUUUACAUGAACCAAGACUAAUAAGAAAAUUGGUAUGUUCAUUAUGUCAUUCAGUAGAGAAGAAACCAUCACACUGCUGUGAAAUGGCCAUUUCAGUUUUGAAUGCAAUCCUCAAUCAAUAUUUCCAUGAAAGAAUGGUCUCAUUUUGGCCAUAAAGAUGAUAUGAAGUCUCUACUUUUCUUUGGAUGGAAAUUUUGAACCUCUUUUUCCUUGGGAAACAAUUUUGGAUUUGUUGAUGUGCUGAUCACUGUUGA